AUGCCCGACCGAAUUUCUCGUUUCAAGGCAAAAUUGCUCGGUCGAUUAUCUCCAAAAGCGGAUGCGGAUCCGAGUGCCCACCCCAACUCAACCCCCCUCUCUGAUCCGCUUCAUGUCUCCAACAAAUCCCCGGCAUACAGCAUCGUCUCUGCUCCAGCUGGUCGCUCCGUCGAGGAUAUAGGUUCUCCAGACCAGGUCGAACCCCCGUCUCGAGAGACCCAACAGAAGACCUCCGCAUCGGCACCUCCAUCCGAACGCCAUCCUCCUACAGGGACUCGCACCGGUACCUCGUCGUUGACCGAGCCAUAUAACUCUUCGCAGCCGACUCCUAUCUCGGGCGACGGUCCAACCCCCCUCGAAACACCUCCGUUGGCGACUCCUCAGCAUUCCGACAACACCUCCUUCCAGUCCGCCACCCACUUGAAAUCCCAGACCCCAAUCUCCGCCGACAGCCAAUUGACCCCGACUCUGAAUCCGGUGACAGAAUUGGCUACGGAUGAUCGCCGACCGUCUGCCUCUUACUUCACGCCCCCUUCGAGCAAGCGCCCUACCCUGGCGACCCGCCGGCAAUCUCUUCUCCCUGCAACGCAACAACACCUGAUAAGCGGCGUACAGGAAGGAAAUCUCUUCUCUUCAGACCCCGGCAGUGGUUUCACUCCCUACAUUCCUUGCGAGAUGGUCACACGUCGGAUUUGGGUCAAACGACCGGGUGGCUCGGCUACCUUGGUGCCGUGCAGAGAGGACGCAGUGGUGGAUGAGCUCCGGGACCAGGUGAUCAUGAAAUAUACGAACUCGUUAGGCCGAAGCUUUGAUUCGCCCGAUAUCGUGAUUCGGGUUUCGCCGCGGGAUGGCUCGAAUCGAGGCCACACCGAGCGUCUUUUGGGCCCAGAGGAGGUCCUGUCCUCGAUCCUCGAUUCAUACUACCCCGGUGGGCAAACGAUCGAGGAAGCGUUGGUGAUCGAUGCGCCGACACGGAGAACCCCGAAGCCAUCGCCACGCCAUUCCAUCUACCAGCACCACCACGCGGAACCCGGCGAGCAUGGAGAUUACUUCCCUCUCAUGCCGCCGGUCAAUGCGACCGCAGGUUCGCCGUCGGUCCACCCUCCGUCGGCCACGGCUAGUGCACCAUCGAUCUCGAUUCUGAACACGGGGGUUGCUCCUGCGCUGCCAUCCCCCGGAACACGCAGACGGCUUCCAGGGCAUCCAGGGCAGCGACCUCCGCUUACACGACACAAAACAAAUUCUCCCACGCUUCAUACUCAAAAUCCUGGUGUAAUAGACGCCGGGAUGUCUCCUCAUUCUCAGUCUAUUCCUUCCACCGCGCCCACAUUGCCAACGCCUCCUGCGGCAGCACCGCCAGUAGAGUCUUCGCAGCCAAAAUCACACACUCCCCCAGCGGCAUCACCUCGCACGCUCAGAAAGCCCAAAGCCGCCACUUCUCCCGGUACAAUGUUUGGCGGAUUGAUCGACGGCACCGUCCCGCCAAUCAAUGUCCUUAUCGUGGAAGACAAUAUCAUCAACCAAAAACUUCUGGAGGCCUUUAUGAAGAGGUUGAAAGUGCGGUGGAAGUGCGCAGCGAACGGCGAAGAGGCAGUGCGGAAGUGGAGGCAAGGCGGAUUCCAUUUGGUCCUGAUGGACAUCCAGCUUCCCGUGAUGAACGGUCUGGAUGCCACCAAGGAGAUCCGGCGUCUAGAGCGCUUAAAUGGCAUUGGUGUCUUCCCGAAGACAGCCUCUGGGCGUUUCAGCGCGGCCAAUACCUCUGCACCGGACAGGAGAAUCGGCCUCCACCGGACCGUCAGUGAACAGGACACUUUAAGCGAUCUUUCGUUGUUCCGGAGUCCGGUCAUCAUCGUCGCAUUAACAGCCAGCAGUUUGCAAAGUGAUCGACACGAGGCAUUGGCUGCUGGCUGCAACGACUUCUUGACUAAGCCCGUCGGAUUCCCCUGGCUCGAGCAGAAAGUGACGGAAUGGGGCUGCAUGCAGGCCCUGAUCGACUUCGAAGGCUGGCGGAAAUGGCGUGGGUUUGUAGACUCUCCUCGUCCCGCCUCGCCGGCCACGCCAGCCAUCGACUCAUCAGCCAGUCCAAUGCAGGGUGGCUAUCGCACAGAGCCGCAUGAGCCUUCGUCGCCUUCUAUUUCACGUGCGGAUGCCAAGAAGUCAGACGAAACCGACAGGCCCUCCCUCCCCGACGCUGCGCAACUCCUACGAGAAGAUUCAUGGGGUAGCGGCAGUCCCGAUACAUUAGAUUCGCCCUCGAGCCCGCAGCUGCCCACACCAGAUGCGGCAGCACCUAGCGAUAUACCCCCUCUGAACGAAAGCUAA
Messenger RNA from Penicillium bovifimosum, 2322 nucleotides. Its product is annotated as CheY-like superfamily. Gene Ontology annotation, cellular component: Mcs4 RR-MAPKKK complex. The transcript has 3 exons. Gene Ontology annotation, biological process: osmosensory signaling via phosphorelay pathway. Gene Ontology annotation, molecular function: protein kinase activator activity; phosphorelay response regulator activity. NCBI's taxonomy places the organism in Eukaryota, Fungi, Ascomycota, Eurotiomycetes, Eurotiales, Aspergillaceae. The coding region runs from base 1 to 2322 and encodes 773 amino acids. The record is from RefSeq and is a predicted model, not a curated record.